This is a messenger RNA of Suillus subalutaceus, 736 nucleotides long. Its product is annotated as HIT-like domain-containing protein. The record is from RefSeq and is a predicted model, not a curated record. Bases 65 to 493 code for a protein of 142 amino acids. Gene Ontology annotation, molecular function: catalytic activity. The transcript has 6 exons. NCBI's taxonomy places the organism in Eukaryota, Fungi, Basidiomycota, Agaricomycetes, Boletales, Suillaceae. Gene Ontology annotation, biological process: nucleotide metabolic process.
AUAUCAAUGACAAUGACGGAGUCAGCCUUAUCGGAUAUCAGUAUUUACCUCGACUCAAACUACCAUGGCGGCAGUAGCACGGUCACUCGGCACCUGCAUAUUUUGCAAGAUCAUCAAGGGCGACAUCCCAAGUUUUAAGGUCAUCGAGACGGACCUUUCUUAUUCAUUCCUUGAUAUUGGUCCCCUCUCCAAGGGCCAUGCCCUGAUUAUCCCUAAAGACCACGCGGCAAAGCUCCACGAGCUCCCAGAUGAAUACCUCGCGGAUGUGAUGCCCAUCGCAAAGAAGAUCGCCACAGCACAAGGGCUCGAGAAUUACAACAUCCUUCAGAAUAACGGCCGCAUCGCACAUCAGGUCGUCGACCAUGUACACUUCCACGUCAUUCCAAAGCCUGAUGCGUCAGACGAAGAGGGGCUCGUUAUCGGGUGGCCCGCGAAGUCCGAUUACGUAGAUGAGGUGAAGAAGUAUCACCAGGAACUCCUUGGAAAGUUGUAAAGCGCGUCUGUGGUGCACCCGAGUUGGCGAUAAACAAUGACGAAAUUGGAAGGAAAGCUGAUAACUAAAUUCGCAAUUAAAUUGCGUUCUGAGUCUCCACCUGAUCUUACGACAAUUCUCGACGAGGGGUCAUUGGUGGGUGUAAUAACGAUCCUUAAGCGCCAUCCAGGUUGUACACGAUGUCACAGAUGGCUCUCGUCAUCUCUACAUUCUCCACAUUAUAUAAGCACGAAUAACCAGCGG